UAAAAUAUGUCACCGGCCUCAUUGACACUGGAAAAUUACCAAGGACACUGCCUAGUCUUCGGGUUUCUAAUUAAUUGAACUAAAUCUAAUUAUAUUAUAUGUGUUAAUUAUCUCGUGUUGAAAACUUCACUGUUUGUGUACAAAACUGGGCCAACUGCAUGUUUGAGGGUCGGUGUUCCAUCACUUUCCUGGUUAAUUAUUUAAUUUAAUCACAUCUUUACGUCGUUAAUUGGUUUUCCCCUAUUUUACAGAAAAAGGGGAAAUGGCUUUUAAUCAACAAGAAAUCAGUCGAUGAACUUUCCUCGGCCUCCUUCCUUUUUUGUUUGGACUUUAUAUCAAACAUUCUACUGAUUUACGAAUGAUAUUGGCACAAAAACGACUUCUGUACAUUGGAUACAUCUGGAAUAUCUAUCAUGUCUUAAAGACUAAAGGAAACUGUCUUAGGGAACAGAUAUAAUAACCCUACUGCUAAAAAUCUAGGGCUGGAUUGCUGUGAAAUAUUGGCUCUCACCUGAGAUUCAUAGCAACAUUUCUCUAUUUUAUUACCUGGUGUUUUUGCAUUCUAAUUAAACUUGAAUAUAUUUCUAAAGGGGUUUGCAGCAUCUUUAGACAUCGAUAACGAUCACAGUUGAUUACCACAGAGGUAUUUGUGUAAAAACAGACACAGGAAAACUAUUGAAAUAUUGUGAUGAACAAAGAAUAAUUUCAAGGGAUUAAUGUAAUAGGGUGAAACAGCUAAAGGAUUUGGUUUUAUUUUUAUUCCUUGGAGAAAUGUCAAAAGAUACACAAGAAUCAUCAGACCACUCUGAUAUCAGUGAUAAACCAUUCUGUGAAAAUGAUAAUUUAAAAGAGCAAAAAUGUAAUCCUUCAGAAGGAAAACGAUAUCAUUGUGAUAUCUGUGGUAAAUCAUUCGCAGUAAAUACCAACUUAACUAGACACAAACGUGUUCAUACAGGGGAGAAACCGUUUCACUGUGACAUUUGUAGUAAAUCUUUCUCUCAACUCUGUAACUUGACUUCUCACAAACGUACCCAUACAAGAGAGAAGCCAUAUCACUGUGAUAUCUGUGGUAAAUCAUUCUCUGUUAGUAGUGCCUUAACUACUCACAAACGUAUUCACACAGGAGAGAAACCAUUUCACUGUGAUAUUUGUGGUAAAUCCUUCUCUGCAAAUAGUAGUAGAACUCAACAUGAACGUAUUCAUUCGGGAAACACACCGUUCCACUGUAAUAUCUGUGGCAGACCAUUCUCUGCAAGUGGCGACUUAACUAAACACAAACAUACUCAUACAGGAGAGAAGCCAUUUCACUGUGAAAUUUGUGGUAAAUCAUUCUCUGCAAGUGGCAACUUAACUAAACACAAGCAUAUUCAUACAGGAGAGAAGCCAUUUCAUUGUGAUGUCUGUGGUAAAUCAUUCUCUGCAAACAGUACCUUAACUCAGCACAAACGCGUCCAUACAGGGGAGAAGCCAUUUCCCUGUAAUAUUUGUGGUAAAUCAUUCUCUCAAAGUGCUAACUUAUCUACACACAAACGUUUUCAUACAGGAGAGAAACCGUUCCAUUGUGAUAUCUGUGGUAAAUCAUUUUCUAUAAAUAGUGACAGAACUAGACACGAACGUAUUCAUUCAGGAAACAUGCCAUAUCAGUGUGAUAUCUGUGGCAAAUCCUUUUCUGCAAGCGGUAAUUUAGCUAAGCACAAACGAAGUCAUACAGGGGUCAAGCCAUUUCACUGUAAUAUCUGUGGUAAAUUAUUCUCUUCAAGCAGUAAUUUAACCAAACACAGACGAACUCAUACAGGAGAGAAACCAUUUGGCUGUGAAAUCUGUGGUAAAUCAUUCAUUACAAGCAGUAAUUUAACCAAACACAGACGUGUUCAUACAGGAGAGAAACCAUUUCACUGUGAUAUUUGUGGUAAAUCCUUCUCUGCAAAUGGUACUUUAACUCUACACAAACGCAGUCAUACAGGGGAGAAGCCAUAUCAUUGUGAUGUCUGUGGUAAAUCAUUCUCUCAAAAUAUUGUAUUAACUACACACAAACGUAUUCAUACAGGAGAGAAACCAUAUCAGUGUGAUAUCUGUGGUAAAUCAUUCUCCCAUAAUAGUGUCUUAACUACACACAAAUCUAUUCAUACAGGAAAGAGACCAUUUCAGUGUGAUAUCUGUGGUAAAUCAUUCUCACAAAGCAAUCACUUAACCGAACACAUACGUAUUCAUACAGGAGAGAAACCAUAUCACUGUGAUAUCUGUGGUAAAUCAUUCUCUCACAGUAGUCAAUUAACAAAACACAGACGUAUUCAAACAGGAGAGAAACCAUAUCACUGUGAUGUCUGUGGUAAAUCAUUCUCUGCAAAUAGUACCUUAGUUAUACACAAACGUAUUCAUACAGGAGAGACACCAUAUCAUUGUGAUAUCUGUGGUAAAUCUUUCUCUGAAAAUAUUGCAUUAACAAAACACUAUUACAUUCAUACAGGGGAGAAGCCAUAUCAGUGUGAUAUCUGUGGUAAAUCAUUCUUUCAGAAUACUAACUUAACACAACACAAACGUGUCCAUACGGGGGAGAGACCAUACCAUUGUGAUAUCUGUGGUAAAGUGUUCUCUCAAAGUAUUCACUUAACUAAACACAGAUCUAUUCAUACAGGAGAGAAACCAUAUCAGUGUGAUAUCUGUGGUAAAUCAUUCUCCCAUAAUAGUGUCUUAACUACACACAAACGUAUUCAUACAGGAGAGACACCAUAUCAUUGUGAUAUCUGUGGUAAAUCUUUCUCUGAAAAUAUUGCAUUAACAAAACACUAUUACAUUCAUACAGGGGAGAAGCCAUAUCAGUGUGAUAUCUGUGGUAAAUCAUUCUUUCAGAAUACUAACUUAACACAACACAAACGUGUCCAUACGGGGGAGAGACCAUACCAUUGUGAUAUCUGUGGUAAAGUGUUCUCUCAAAGUAUUCACUUAACUAAACACAGAUCUAUUCAUACAGGAGAGAAACCAUAUCAGUGUGAUAUCUGUGGUAAAUCAUUCUCCCAUAAUAGUGUCUUAACUACACACAAACGUAUUCAUACAGGAGAUAAACCAUAUCACUGUGAUGUCUGUGGUAAAUCAUUCUGUCAAAAUAGUAGCUUAAUGAAACACAAAUAUAUUCAUACAGGAGAGACACCAUAUCGUUGUGAUAUAUGUGGCAAAUCCUUUUCUCAUAUUAGUAUCUUUACUAGACAUAAACGUAUUCAUACAGAAGAGAAACCAUGUCAUUGUGAUAUCUGUGGUAAAUCAUUCUCUCAGACUAAUCACUUAACUACACACCAACGCGUUCAUACAGGAGAAAAGCCAUAUCACUGUGAUGUCUGUGGUAAAUCUUUCUCUCAAAGUGGUCACUUAACUGGUCACAAACUUAUUCAUACAGGUGAGAAACCAUAUCAUUGUGACAUCUGUGGUAAAUCAUUCUCUCAAAGUGCUCACUUAUCUACACACGUACGUAUUCACACGGGAGAGAAACCAUAUCAGUGUGUUAUCUGUAGUAAAUCAUUCUCUGAAAAUACUGCCUUAACAAAGCACAAUCGUACUCACACAGGAGAGAAACCAUAUCAGUGUGAUAUCUGUGGUGUAUCGUAUUGUCAUAAUCGUGCCUUAAUUAUACACAAGCGUGUUCAUACAGGAGAGAGACCAUAUCACUGUGAUAUCUGUGGUAAAGCAUUCUCUUCAAAUAGUGUUUUAGCUAGACACAAACGUACACAUACAGGUGAAAAACCAUUUCACUGUGAUAUCUGUGGUAAAUCAUUCCCUGAAAGUGGUACCUUAUCUAAACACAAACGUACUCAUACAGGAGAGAGACCAUAUCACUUCGAUAUUUGUGGUAACUCAUACACAGCAAAUAUUGAUGGAACUAAACCUAUUCAUUCAGGAGAGAAACCAAAUGACUGUGAUAUUUGUGAUAAAUCAUUCACUAACCGUGGUAGUGUUACUGCUCACAAACGUACUCAUACAGGAGAGAAGCCAUAUCAGUGUGAUAUCUGCGGUAAACCAUUCUCUCAGAAUGGUGCCUUAACUAUACACAAACGUGUUCAUACAGGAGAGAAACCAUAUCAGUGUGAUAUUUGCGAUAAAUCAUUCUCUCAAAAAGUUAUCUUAAUUAAACACAUUCGUAUUCACACAGGAGAGAAACCAUAUCGUUGUGAUGUCUGUGGUAAAUCAUUCUCUCAAAGUAUUCACUUAACUGACCACAUACGUGUUCAUACAGGAGAGAAACCCUAUCAUUGUGAUAUCUGUGGUAAAUCGUUCUCUCAUAGUAGUAGCUUCAAGAAACACAAAUGUGUUAUUUAUACUGGAGAGAAACCAUAUCAGUGUGAUAUCUGUGGUAAAUCAUUCUCUCAAAAAAGUCACUUAACUAGGCACAAAUUUAUUCAUACAGGAGAGAAAUCAUAUCAGUGUGAUAUCUGUGGUAAAUCAUUCUCUCAAAAAAUUCACUUAACUAAGCACAAUUUUAUUCACACAGGGGAGAAAGGAAAGAGCUAGCUUCCACAAUUUUUUGUUUGCUGUUUAUCUUUAAUGAUCUUCUGCUCUGUGCAAUUGAAAUUAAAGCAUUUUCAAAACUUA
Molecule: messenger RNA, 4581 nt
Organism: Octopus sinensis (East Asian common octopus)
Lineage: Eukaryota; Metazoa; Mollusca; Cephalopoda; Octopoda; Octopodidae
Product: zinc finger protein 721-like
Exons: 10
Coding region: 772-4500 (1242 amino acids)
Biological process (GO): regulation of transcription by RNA polymerase II
Molecular function (GO): DNA-binding transcription factor activity; RNA polymerase II cis-regulatory region sequence-specific DNA binding
Source: RefSeq, a predicted model, not a curated record